Messenger RNA from Alternaria postmessia, 942 nucleotides. RefSeq lists its product as uncharacterized. Gene Ontology annotation, biological process: positive regulation of cytoplasmic translation. Gene Ontology annotation, cellular component: cytoplasm. Bases 1 to 942 code for a protein of 313 amino acids. The transcript has 2 exons. Gene Ontology annotation, molecular function: zinc ion binding; single-stranded RNA binding; translation regulator activity. NCBI's taxonomy places the organism in Eukaryota, Fungi, Ascomycota, Dothideomycetes, Pleosporales, Pleosporaceae. The record is from RefSeq and is a predicted model, not a curated record.
AUGGCUCGUGGCUCAACUGCUAUCAUGUCAAAUCUUGUGGCCAAUCCCUACCCCAAGGCGAAGGAGCAUGUCGCUCGCAUUUCUCUUUGCGAAGUCUGCGAUCGCCAGAUCCUUACUAAGGACUGGGCCAGUCACAAGAACUCUAGAAAGCACCGGGCGGCUGAAGCUAAAGAACGUGAAGAGGUAGAGAAGUUGAAGAAUCCCGGAGGUAGCUUCGGCGGCGACGCGACUGGCUUCGGCGACAGCAACGAAUUCGGCGGUGCUGGUCAGUUCGCAAAUGCCAACGAGUUCGGCGGUGCUGCUAAUUCUACCAACGAUGGCUGGGGCUCUGGUGGCGAUUUCGCUAAUACCAACACCGGUGGUGGCGAUCGGGCCUGUUACGGGUGCGGUCAAACUGGACAUCAGAAGCGCGACUGCCCAUCUGGUGGCGGUGGCGGUGGCGGCGGCGAUCGUGCCUGCUACGGCUGCGGUCAGACCGGUCACCAGAAGCGCGACUGUCCUCAGGGCACUGGUGGUCAAGCUUGCUUCAACUGCGGUGAGACCGGCCAUCGUAAGACCGACUGCACUCAGCCUCGAAAACCUAUGGCUGGUGGUGGCGGCCGGACUUGCCAUAACUGCGGAGAUGAGGGCCAUAUGUCACGUGAGUGCGACAAGCCUCGUGUGAUGAAGUGCCGCAAUUGCGAUGAGGAGGGUUACGCAUCGCGCGAGUGUCCAAAGCCUCGUGACUGGAGCCGAGUCAAGUGCCGUAACUGUAACAACUUCGGUCAUGGCGAGAAGCGAUGCCCGGAGCCUCCUGCUGAGAACACCGGCGGUGACUGGGGUGGUAUCGGGGAUUCGACAGCUGCAGCUGGAAGUUGGGGCGUUGCUCCUGUUGAGUCGACGGGCAAUUGGGCUGAUGAUACCACUGCGGCGGUCGAUGCCGACGUUACUUCUGCCUGGUGA